AUGGCUGACGAACAAUCCAUUCGGCCAUUCGGCCCAGCUCGUUCCACCAUCAACGGCACUCCGCUGAGCUCCUCCGAUAUUGCUUUGUACAACGACUAUUUCAAGGCCAGCUGCUACUUGUCUUUGGGUAUGAUUUACCUCCGAGACAACCCGUUGCUUCGGGAGCCUCUGAAAAAGUCACACUUGAAGCAGCGUCUUCUUGGCCAUUUUGGAUCUGCCCCCGGCCAGAUUUUCACCUAUAUGCACUUCAACCGCCUCAUCAAAAAGUACGAUCUGGACGCCUAUUUCGUUUCUGGACCUGGCCAUGGCGCACCCGCUGUGCUGUCACAGUCCUACCUGGAAGGCGUCUAUUCAGAAGUCUACCCAGAAAAGUCUCUGGAUGUUGACGGUCUUCAAAAGUUCUUCAAGUACUUUUCAUUCCCUGGUGGUAUUGGCUCUCACGCCACCCCGGAAACCCCUGGUUCCAUUCACGAAGGUGGUGAAUUGGGUUAUUCUGUUUCCCAUGCGUUUGGCUCCGUCUUUGACCACCCAGACUUGAUUGCCUUGACCAUGGUUGGUGAUGGUGAAGCCGAGACCGGUCCUCUGGCGACUUCAUGGCACUCAACCAAGUUUCUUAAUCCCAUAACGGACGGAGCGGUCUUGCCGGUCUUGCAUCUCAACGGCUACAAAAUUAACAAUCCCACGAUUCUUGCCCGUAUUUCUCACGACGAGCUCAAGAAUCUGUUUAUUGGCUACGGCUGGGAACCCUUCUUUGUUGAGGGCGACGAGUUGGACAGCAUGCAUCAGGCCAUGGCCUCAACUCUUGAACACUGCGUACGCCUGAUCAAAAACUAUCAGAAGGAGGCGAGAGAUAGCGGGAAAGCGUUCCGUCCCAGAUGGCCAAUGAUUGUUUUGCGAACGCCCAAGGGGUGGACUGCGCCUCGAAAAAUCGAUAACAACUACCUUGGAGGAUUCUGGCGAGCGCACCAGGUCCCCAUCACCGAUGUCAACACCAACUCUGAGCAUCUCAAGGUUCUCGAAGAUUGGAUGCGUAGCUACGAGCCGGAAAGACUCUUCGAUAAGCAAGGUGCGCCAGUUGCCGCCUUGCGAGCCCUAUGCCCUGAGGGACAUCGUCGCAUGAGUGCCAACUUGGUCACUAAUGGGGGUCUUAUUAAGAAGCCCCUCAAGAUGCCUGAUUUUAAAGAGUAUGGCAUCAAGGUCGAUCGACCCGGUGCCACAAUGGUCGGUAGCAUGACAAAUAUGGCCGGCUUCCUGAGAGACAUCAUGGCUUUGAACACGCAUAACUUCAGACUAUUCGGUCCCGACGAAACGGAAUCGAAUAAACUGGCUCGAGUUUAUGAGGCAGGAAAGAAGGUUUGGAUGGGUGAUUACUUCGAGGAAGAUGCCAAUGGCGGCAAUCUUGCCAUGGCUGGACGUGUCAUGGAGAUGCUCUCCGAGCAUACUUGCGAAGGAUGGCUCGAGGGUUAUAUUCUGAGCGGUCGUCAUGGUCUGUUGAACAGCUACGAGCCGUUUAUUCAUGUUAUUGACUCCAUGGUUAAUCAACACUGCAAGUGGAUUGAAAAGUGUCUCGAGGUGGAAUGGCGAGCCAAGGUUGCGUCACUCAACAUCCUCCUGACUGCUCUUGUUUGGCGACAGGACCACAAUGGCUUCACCCAUCAGGAUCCCGGAUUUCUUGACAUUGUUGCCAAUAAAAGCCCCGAGGUUGUUCGAAUUUACUUGCCUCCCGAUGGCAACUGUCUCCUAUCCGUCAUGGAUCAUUGCUUCAGAUCCAACAAUUACGUGAACGUCAUUGUUGCCGACAAGCAAGAUCACCUACAAUACCAGGACAUGGAAAGCGCGGUUCAGCACUGCACCAAGGGAAUCGGUAUAUGGACAGCGUUUAGUACUGACAUCGGUUGCGAACCUGACCUCGUAAUGGCUUCCUGUGGAGAUGUCAGCACUCAAGAGUCCAUUGCCGCUGUCGAUCUGCUGCUAAACUACUUCCCUGAUCUCAAAAUCCGCUUCGUCAAUUGUGUCGACUUGUUCAAGCUUAUUCACCCAUCUGACCACCCGCACGGCCUCACUGACAGGGAAUGGCUCAGCAUCUUUACCGAAACCACCCCCAUCAUCUUCAACUUCCACAGCUACCCCUGGAUGGUGCAUCGUCUCACCUAUAAACGCCCUGGCAACCACAAUAUUCAUGUGCGAGGAUACCGUGAGAAAGGCAACAUCGAUACGCCACUUGAACUGGCUAUCCGGAACCAGACUGAUCGUUUCAGCCUCGCUAUCGAUGCUAUUGACCGUAUGAAGUCUCUGCAUAACCGCGGUGCUUCGGCUCGACAGGCACUACUAGACCAACAGAUUGCUGCACGAAACGAGGCCUUUGACAUGGGCAUGGAUCCGCCAGCUUUGUCGAAGUGGACGUGGCAACGAAAUGGGCUUUGGAAGAAAGCUGCCGACAAGAUAUCCAUUAGUACAAAACAGUAA
Messenger RNA from Metarhizium album ARSEF 1941, 2466 nucleotides. Its product is annotated as phosphoketolase. The record is from RefSeq and is a predicted model, not a curated record. Gene Ontology annotation, molecular function: aldehyde-lyase activity. The transcript is spliced from 3 exons. Bases 1 to 2466 code for a protein of 821 amino acids. NCBI's taxonomy places the organism in Eukaryota, Fungi, Ascomycota, Sordariomycetes, Hypocreales, Clavicipitaceae. Gene Ontology annotation, biological process: carbohydrate metabolic process.